UUGUAAUUGUGGCUGUUCACAACUCCACAACUAUCUUGAUAAUAAAGAAAGAAGAAUAAAUAGAAUGUGGAUCUUUUAUGGAGGCUGCUGAGCUAUUAGCCAGUAAUCCUCUCUCUCUUUGUCCACAGCUGACUCUGAGAUAAGAAUGGGAAGCAUACAACACAUGACAAGUUUACACAGCCAGGCAGGAUCAGUUUACAAUAUAACAGCAGCCCUCCAGCAGUGAUGUGGCUGAUGGUCAGUGCCUCAGCCAGGAAUAGCAUGAAACAUUUGGAGGCAGCAGGACUGAAAUAUUAUCCUAAUUUUCUUACUAUUUUAGUUCUUUAUAUAUAUAUGGAAAAAAUGGACUAUAGAAUACAAUCCUCUAUGAAAGUUAUAUAGUGUAUUUUAAACAUGUUUGUAUCCAGAUCAGUUGCAUAUAUUUCUGUUAAUAUAUAGCAGUAUUGCAUACUUCAAAUUCUUCCUCUCAGCAUUUUCUCUCAAAAUAUAUGGGAUGUAACUAUAGUCACAGAUUUGCCUGAUUUGCAGGUGGCUUUUAUUUGAGGCUGUUACAAAGGUCACAUGUCUUGCAAGCUAUAGAUAAGGAUUUUUUAGUGUUGUUAAAACAAGAAGCCACGAGUAGAUGGAGACAGCCAAGAGCAGUAUUUCUGUCAGAAUGAAGCUUCAGUAGGAUUCAAGAAUUUGCACACUGCUGUGACUCCAGUUGUGUUUGGUGUUACAGGACUUGCCCUGCAUGUGGGAGGGCUCUUUCAGUUUGAUGUGAUGGAGUGCAGCUACUCCAAAGUGCUCUUGUUCUGCAACAACCAGAUUUAACUUGUGACACAAUAACAUUCCUCUGCAGUUAAAGCCAGCAGGUCAUAAUGUUCUGAGAGCCUCUGGUCUGUGAUAUCAUAGUGAUAUUGAUACUCUGUAACAUCACUGUGGUCCUGUUCCCAUGCUGACUGGUCUGUGACAUCAUGAUGAUGCUGCUCUGUGCACAGGGGUGCAGACUGUGGUUUCACAGUUAGUUUGGUCUGUUGGCUUUUCCUCUUGUCUGCUGUUUGACGUCAUUAUUGUAGUGUUUCACAGGUGGUUUGUGGUCAGUGACAUUUUUCAACUUGUCAAUUGAUAUUUUAACACAUGGAAGGUUUUUGUCGGGUACUUGUUAUUGUAUCUUUCAAAAUCAGAUGUUGUUAUUAAAGGUUAAAGGCGUGUGUUACAUUUAGACUUUGCUACUUUAUUUACUGUCUAAUACCUUAGACCAACAUGACUUUUCUGCAACAGUAUGUUUUUUGUUUCAAUAUUAGGGGGACACAUAUAAAGCUACAUUCACAUGCUCUAAAUAUUGCCCCCUGUUUUCCCCCAAAAUCUGCGCCUCUGCUUUUCUUUAUUCUUAUUAUUUUAUGUGCUUUAUUGCAAAGCACCCUGCACGUUCCAGCAGCAUCUCUGCUGCCUUGUCAACAAAGCAUCUUCAAAAAGAAAGUAUACGCCUGACAUCUUCAAUCAGGACCAUUUUUAAUGUUAUCCUUAUAAGACUUUUCAAUUAAAACUUGAAGGCUGAACCUUUUAUUGAAUAGCCGAGGAGAUAAAGCUUAUCAUCUCAAAAACAGACAAAUAUCUCAUGAUUGAAGGAAAGCUUUUGUUUAAGACUCCUCCUGUCCACCUUUCUCAAACAUUAUAAAUGAUCAGGCCUACUUUCAAAAAAUCAGCCACACCUCCAGACUCCACUUCUCUCUGACAUUUUGAUUCACAACAAACCUAUUAAAUGUUUCAGGAAUAUCAUCUCAGAAAACUGCUGCAGCUCUGAUUCUUAAGUGUAUUCAUGGAGCAUAAUGUGUUUCACAGCUCAAGUGCUGUUGGUAAAGACUGUGCCUUCAUUAAUUAGCAGAUAACCUUUACAUAAGGCGUGCAGGCUAACAAAAUGAUUGGUUUGCUAUUGUUGUACCUUAUCCUUGGCGAAUCACCUAUUGUCCCUUUGAAUAAUUGAGACCAGUGUAUUUUUGCCUGUUUUAUUUUUUCCUUGGUCAGCAACUAGCUACUAGUUUUGUCCCCAAGAUCAAUUGCCUUGGUAACACAACCAGAGAGAGGGAGAGAGAGAGAGAGAGGGAGUGGGAGUGAGAGAGAGAGAGAGAGAGAGCGAGAGAGAGAGAGAGAGAGAAAGAGAGAGGGAGAGAGAGAGAGAUUUGUGCCCACAAUGGCGACUGUAGGUAUGCUAAAUACCUCUGGUUCCUUAUCCGGGAACUACCUCUUACUCUGCUAUUGGGCCAUUGGGUCACGUGGUAAAAGUAACUUUACAGGGCUGCUCGCAAGUAGGAGGGCUUUAUGGAGCAGAAAAACGACAAAGCUAGAAAAAUUAUUUUCCACUCCAGAAAUUAAUGAUCAUGAGCUCGUAUUUGAUGGAGUCUAACUACAUUGAUCCGAAAUUUCCUCCAUGCGAGGAAUAUUCGCAAAAUAACUACAUCCCUGAGCACAGUCCAGAAUAUUACAGCCGCGCAAGGGACACUGGCUUCCAGCAUCACCAUCAGGAGUUAUAUCCUCCGCGGGCGAGCUACCAAGAGCGCCAGUAUAACUGUGCAAGCAUCCCUGAACCUGACACGCCAAGGGGACAUGGAGUACCCCAUUCUGCGCACCUGCUGACAGGGAAGGGGCAACCUGCUUCAUGUGAAACCCCACAGUUGUCUAUGUCCCCCGCCACCCCACCGGCCGCAACCUCCGCCUGCAACCAAGCCACCCCGGAGCAUCCAAACAGCACAGCCUCCUCCAAGCAGCCCGUGGUGUACCCAUGGAUGAAGAAAAUUCACGUCAGCACUGUGAACUCGGGUUACAAUGGGACGGAGCCCAAGCGGUCUAGGACAGCAUACACCCGGCAGCAAGUCUUAGAAUUGGAGAAGGAAUUCCACUAUAACCGAUAUUUAACUCGACGGAGGCGCAUCGAGAUCGCCCACACCCUGGUUCUCUCCGAGCGACAGAUUAAAAUCUGGUUUCAAAACCGCAGGAUGAAAUGGAAAAAGGAUCACAGGCUCCCGAACACCAAAGUGAGAUCCUCUUCCUCCUCCGGGUCCAACACAAGCUCAGCAGCAGGCGCUGUUGCCGCUGCCUCGGCCACUAACACUGGGGCCCCCGACGAACUCACCGGAGCACAGCAUGGCGAGGAUAUUACCAGGUUAUAAAAACCACAUCAGCGGGGGUAGAAAAAGGAACUGGUUAUUUAUAGAACAAUUAUAUAUUUUGUUUUCGUAGCUAUCUUGUGCGGUUUCCUUUAAGUCCAAAGUUAUAUAAAAUGCAUGUUAUAUAGCAUGGAUUACUGCGAAUACCGUUGAAUUAUUUUUACGUGACACAGGGUUUAAUUUAUUUGAAGCUCAAUUAAAAAAUGUUUUUUAUUAAAAAAUGUUUUGAAUGAAGGAAAAAAAAAGUAGAAAAAAAUAUACAUUUUAUCAAAAUGUUAUUGUGGGCCAUUCUUUUGCCCUGCUGCCCAAGGUGAAAUGCACAAUCUAUUUAUUUCAAACAACACUGGAAGGAAAUCAAUAUAAUAAUAGUUAUUUUUGGUAUAAAAAGAAGAAGCUGGAACACACCAUUGAUCUUGAACUUGUAUGUUUUGGAUAAUAACAAUGUGUGAAUUACCUCGUGUAUUUCAGAAACAGGAAUUUUUGAUUUACAAUUUAGUUUUGUGGUGUUGAUGUUGUGUUUAGCAGCCGUUAAAAAGCAGAUUAUUGUGAAAUGCAAUAAACGGAGUGUAGUGUACUUGUGCUAAUCAUAUUGGUCAAUAAAACAGUGAGUGUCUACUAGUUUUAAAAUACGUUUGGUCGAACUUCAUUUUAGGCAAGUUGAGGUCUGCUAUUGUUUUCGCUAUUUUAUUUGAGGGAUCACCUUAAAACGUGUACAGGUGUGAAUACUUGAACA
Molecule: messenger RNA, 3879 nt
Organism: Plectropomus leopardus (leopard coralgrouper)
Lineage: Eukaryota; Metazoa; Chordata; Actinopteri; Perciformes; Serranidae
Gene: hoxc4a
Product: homeobox C4a
Biological process (GO): embryonic skeletal system morphogenesis; anterior/posterior pattern specification; positive regulation of transcription by RNA polymerase II
Cellular component (GO): nucleus; nucleoplasm
Molecular function (GO): RNA polymerase II cis-regulatory region sequence-specific DNA binding; DNA-binding transcription factor activity, RNA polymerase II-specific
Source: RefSeq, a predicted model, not a curated record